Messenger RNA from Magnolia sinica, 799 nucleotides. Its product is annotated as protein yippee-like At4g27745. NCBI's taxonomy places the organism in Eukaryota, Viridiplantae, Streptophyta, Magnoliopsida, Magnoliales, Magnoliaceae. Bases 229 to 549 code for a protein of 106 amino acids. The transcript is spliced from 3 exons. The record is from RefSeq and is a predicted model, not a curated record.
AUCACCUUUCAUUUUUUUAUUUAUUUUAAUAUCUAAAUUACAGAGCCUUUACUCAAUCAUAUAAAUGCUGUAUAUUAUGUUUAUUCCUUUCUCUAAUCAUUCACUUGAUGUCUUUGCGUUUGAUCUCUGCAAGCAGAAUUGGGGUGAAGAUCGGUUAACGGGCAGUCGGUUUUCAUUUGGUAGCACAUAAAGGAGGAUAACAGAGAACGGAUUGAAUUUGGGAAUUUAAUGGCGGAAUUGGUGGGACCUCGAUUGUAUAGUUGCUGCAAUUGCCGAAACAAUGUUUCGCUUCACGAUGAUGUCAUUUCAAAAGCAUUUCAGGGGAGGAACGGACGAGCCUUUCUGUUUUCGCAUGCAAUGAACAUAGUUAUAGGGCCAAAAGAAGACAGGCACCUCAUGACUGGACUGCACACAGUUGCUGAUGUAUAUUGUUGUGAUUGCCGCGAGGUGUUGGGUUGGAAGUAUGAAAGAGCUUAUGAGGAAACACAGAAGUACAAAGAAGGAAAGUUCAUACUCGAGAAGUCGAAGAUCGUCAAGGAAAAUUGGUAGCUCCUCCAUACCUGGCGGCGGCAAACCUUUUGAAUUCUAAAGUGCUUGGUUCCUUAUUGAUGUAAGUGUGUCGAUGGAUCCAUAUUUUCAUCUUGUACAUACAUCUCAAUCAAUUGAAAGAUUCAGCUGUUGCUGAUUGUGCAUGGUUGUUGCCAUGGCAAAUUUGGAAGUUGUGUAGUGGAGACAUCAUUGGUUUCUAUGUGAAUGAAGUUGGGGGUAUUGCUAUCGAAGAAAGUUAUGAAUUUGUGUA